Entelurus aequoreus (snake pipefish) is the source of this 2595-nucleotide messenger RNA. RefSeq names its product transmembrane serine protease 13a (gene tmprss13a). NCBI's taxonomy places the organism in Eukaryota, Metazoa, Chordata, Actinopteri, Syngnathiformes, Syngnathidae. Bases 122 to 1633 code for a protein of 503 amino acids. Gene Ontology annotation, molecular function: serine-type endopeptidase activity; protein binding. The transcript has 13 exons. Gene Ontology annotation, biological process: proteolysis. Gene Ontology annotation, cellular component: membrane. The record is from RefSeq and is a predicted model, not a curated record.
GAAAAAAGUGUAGCAAUCGGUUACCAUUAAUAUGUUAAUGGGAUUGGACUGUAAGUGAACAGGCUCCGCCCACAUCAUCUCACCUCAGAUCUCCACUUUUCGCGGUGUUACAAUUAUUCCGAUGGCAAAGAUUGACCCGAACGACUCCCCUCCUCCUUACUACUCUAUCGCUGUGCAUGCCCAGCCCCCCCUCAAGUCCUAUGAAGAGGUGGUGUAUGGCGUGGGGCCGGGCCACACCGCCGCCAACCAGCAUUAUGUCCCCCAGUAUGCGCCGCCUGUGGCAGCUCCCCAAGUAGCGCAGCUGAACACACCCCACAGAAGCAGGCGGAGGGGAUGCUGUAAAAGUAACGCCCAGUGUUACGGAGGAUCAGCCGGGUCUCUUCUGUUGUUAGCCUUGCUGGCUGUGGCUAUCUGGGUCGCAGUGCACUUUAGCACCAGGUUGGUGACUCAGUCGUUUAUCAAUAGCAACAACAACAACAACAACAACAACAACAACAACAACCAGCAAAAUGGGGGUCCAACCAGCAGGAGGAACGACACCUGCCCUGAGAAUGCGACCAUCGAGUGUGAUGGCGUCAGGGACUGCGAGAUGGGCUCUGACGAAAUGGACUGUGUGAUGUUUGCGAGUGUCAACCGUCUGCAGGUAAGGACCGCCGAAGAUGGCCGCUUUCUUCCAGUCUGCUUCAGUGGCUGGAACCAAAACAAUGCCGACCAGACUUGUGCCCAGCUUGGCUUUAGGAGCUCCUUCAUUAGCAAAAAUAUCACAUCCCAGGACUCCCUUGGUUUGAUGGUGACCAACAGAUCGUCUGAAAACAUUCAGGGCACGGUAGAAGUCAGUUCCUCCUGUCCAGACCAAAACAUUGUCUCCCUGCAGUGUGUAGACUGUGGCCGGCAGCAGUCCACAUCUCGCAUCGUCGGAGGCAGCGUUGCACAGAGGGGUCAGUGGCCUUGGCAGUUAUCUCUGCACUUUAGGGGCUCCCAUGUGUGCGGAGGGGUCCUGAUUGCGCCCGAUUUCGUGCUGACUGCCGCCCACUGCUUCCCAGGGACUGUCCCUUCAAUGCAAUCGCCGCGGUUUUGGCAAGUGUACGGAGGCACCGUGUCUCUGGAUGAUCUACCUCAGCCCUUCCUGGUUGAGAGUAUCAUACUGAAUGAAAACUACGACAACAGGACCAAUGAUCAGGAUGUUGCUCUGCUCAAGCUGACAGCUCCAGUUGAUUUUGAUGAUGAUGUUCACUCAGCAUGUCUGCCAGUUAGAGAACAGCCAUUUCCUCACGGUACCACGUGUUGGACCUCAGGCUUUGGCACCACCCAGGCGGGAUCAGGUGUUAUCUCGACUGAUCUGAUGGAGGUGACAGCGGACAUCAUCGGCACAGACGUCUGCAACAGCCGUCAGGUGUACGCCGGAGCUGUGACUGCCAACAUGAUCUGUGCUGGACACCUGGAUGGAGGACGAGAUUCCUGUCAGGGAGACAGUGGUGGGCCUUUGGUGUGUCAGACUGAUGACCUGUGGUACCUGGUAGGCAUCACCAGCUGGGGGGCUGGCUGUGCUCAGAGAAACAGGCCGGGUGUUUACACCAGAGUCAGCAAUGUUCUUCCUUGGAUCUACACCAACAUGCAGCAUGAAAGGCCUUAAUGUCACUUCUUGCUGCCGGCUGGCUGUCUGGUUUCCCCUCGUCUGCAUUGAACUCUGCACUGUGAAGCUGUCUUCCAACAAAGAUGGAUGGACCAAUGAGGGGGCGCUCCAGACAAGAAAAGACAGAUGGAUUAAAGGUUGCCUAAUGUUGGAGACGGAGGGGAUGAGGCCAGAUGUACAAGUAGUACAAGUUCCAAAUGUCAUGUUUACAGCUGUGUGUUGGUGCACUAAUUCCUUACUCAGAUAUCACUAAUCAAAUGUUUGAGAUGCCAAACUGCAACAGUGGAACCUCUAUAGUGGAACUAGGAAUUUCAUCACAUCUAUUUAGAUUUUUCUUUGGCUUUUUGUGGCUUCUUUUUUUAAAUUUUCAACACGUAUUCCAAAAAAAAGAAGUGAAGACGACUCUUGUCAAGGCAGCGUGACUCUGUCUUCACAAAAAAUGAGGUGUGGUGCAUCUGUGAUGUAAAUCACCUUCGCAGUACACCGUUUGUCAUUGAAAUUGAAGCUGUUUUUUUUUAUUAAUUAUACAUGUUACAGGGGUUAACUUAUUUUUACACUUGCACAGAAAUGAAUACUAAACAAUGAGAUGUGUGAGUUGUCCCUGCAAAGUAAAUCACCUUUAUUAUAAGUAGAGAUGUCCGAUAAUGGCUUUUUUGUCGAUAUCCGAUAUUCCGAUAUUGUCCAACUCUUUCUUACAGAUUCCGAUAUCAACCGAUACCGAUAAAUACAGUCGUGGAAUUAACACAUUAUUAUGCCUAAUUUUGUUGUGAUGCCCCGCUGGAUGCAUUAAACAAUGUAACAAGGUUUUCCAAAAUAAAUCAACUCAAGUUAUGGAAAAAAAUGCCAACAUGGUACUGCCCUAUUUAUUAUUGAAGUCACAAAGUGCUUUUUUUUUUUUUAACAUGCCUCAAAACAGCAGCUUGGAAUUUGGGACAUGCUCUCCCUGAGAGAGCAUGAGGAGG